Messenger RNA from Sparassis crispa, 2349 nucleotides. RefSeq lists its product as hypothetical. The record is from RefSeq and is a predicted model, not a curated record. NCBI's taxonomy places the organism in Eukaryota, Fungi, Basidiomycota, Agaricomycetes, Polyporales, Sparassidaceae. The transcript has 6 exons. The coding region runs from base 1 to 2349 and encodes 782 amino acids.
AUGUCCGCCACCGAUUUAAUCCAGUCAUAUGUUACGGAGUUAGAGAAGUAUAGGGAACUUGUGCAAAUUCUAGGAAAACGUCUUGACAUCCAAGAGGAGGUCAUCAGAUCUCAAGCCGCACGACUGGAGGCUUUGGAGAGCACUGUUCAGCGGCCGAGGGACCCCCACAGAACGCUCUCUGGAUGUGCAGAGGUUCAGCAUGCGGCAACCCCUGUUGAAGCCGGUUCCUCGACAGAAGGUUCUCAACGUGAUGUUACUGGACGACUCAGUACCAUGUCCUCACUUCCACAUACUGUCGUUGCCAGCUCUCAGACAGAUGCGAGUAAUUCUAACUGGACACGUAUUGCCAAUAUUUCUGGAACAACACCCGACGGCCGGCCAAAAGUCGAAGAUACUAUGUCUGAUGUGUCUCCUGCGGCCGUCAAAUCUGAACAACCCAUCAAACCUGUCGGUGAAGAGAUCGCAAACGACCUGCUUAUUGUUGACGACCAACUGACACACGUUUCCACAAGUCACAGUGCUGAGGUGGAGAUGCAUCGUAUGCAUUCCCCAUCUCAGGUCAUGGCUAGUAAAGCAGAUUCGGGAAGUCAAGAUAAUCCGCUUGUUAUUGAUGAUGACGAGAUGAAGUCAUCUGUAACGUUGACUGGCGAAGUGGACCAAGAUAUAGCUCCUUCCAUGCAGAAUGCCGUGGAGGAUGUCGUAGAAGCAAGCCCUACUUCAGUUAUUCCAGGAAAGAUUGGAGGGGAUACCAUUGUCAUUCAUAAGCAGGGUGACACAUCUGCAAGCUUCACUGCUGAUGCAGGUCAUGAUGGCGGCACAGAGCCUUCUGCGCAGAGCAUCAGUGCGCAUCGCCUCACCGGCUUGGUUACUCAGGCUCCCCAAGACCCACGACAAACGCUCAAGAGAAAGGCAAAGCAUACAACUGAGGCGGCUGGACCUUCUGGCCUCAAGAAACGACGACAUCUGAUCCUUGAAGUGUUGGUCCCUCCAUCGAAAUGGUACUGUCGAGUAUGCAGCCUCAUUCAUCCCCCACCUGUCUGCCGCCAGCCCUCUGCAGCAUUAUCCUAUGUCGACCCGAAAGAUUGGCACAUGUCGACUACUCUUGUAGGCUCCAGUGGUGCUGAGGUGUGCGAAGGUGGAACAUGCACAGAAGCAGCCAGUGAAGUCGAUCUAGAUGACAUAUUCAGUGGAGAAUUGACCGACUACAGCUACGAUGAUGAAGAGGAAGAUGAUCCAAAUGAUCCUCCUUACGAUCCUCACGGAGAUGCUGAAGCAGAUGCUGAUUAUGAAGACAAGUAUGCACCUCCUGAAGAUGCAUUUGAUCUGCCGAGGGCAUCUGGCAGUUCUAGUGUGAAGGCUGAAGUCAAGACUGAUAUCAAACCUAAUGUGGGACCACCAUUCCUGGCGGAGGAUAUUGUCCGAGGUCGUAUGCCCUCCGACGAGUUCGAGUCCUUCCCCGUGAAUCUAGAUGCAGAGACUCGCUCUGUCGUGGUCAGUCGCAAACUCAUGUCUUCAAAGUACGGCGGAUCCGGGCGAUCUAUGUGCCCCACUAUUGGCAAGAAAUACAAGCAUGGAUACAAUCUCAUGUAUCCCACCCUAGCAAUGAACCCCCAUGCACCUGUAGAGCCGGGACAGCCAGGACUUCUAUGCAGGGUUAGGAAGAAGCCGCAGUGGAAACCAGGAAACCAAAAAGUGCUCGUACGCUUGCAGCCUAAUGCCUACCGGUACGUCGGCGAGUAUGAGAUGUCCCCCGCCGCGCCACUAUCUACUCAGGAGUUCAACAACCUGCCGCUGAAGGCCAAGACAAGGUGGAGCAAGGUGAUAUUGACGCGAAAAACCGACAGAGACGUAAGAUUUCGCAUCAUCUAUCGACGUGAGUAUGGAGGCCGUGAGCCGACGACGCGAGAAGUGGGCAAAGCUCUCAAGGACGUGAAUGAGGAAUAUAAGGAGCUCACGGUCGAUGAAAUUUUAAAUGUCUUCGAGGUCGGACUUGAGACAGUAAUCAUAUGGCGCAUGAAGUGUGUUGGAUACGAUGAGCGUUUCCAGCGAGAGCUGGCUGCACACGUCGCUUGCGCGGUACUGACGGGGGGUACCGAUCCUGCCGCGGAGAAGCUGAAGAAGAAGGGAUCAUCCAAGUCAAUACCUCCACAGCCUCAGUCUUCUAGCCGCAGGAAGAAAGUGGUCCGGGUGGAGGACGAUGAUGUAUAUGCAUCGGGCCCGGAAGAAAUGCAGAACGAAUUGCCCGCUUGUUCGGCCCGCCGGAGUGCUCACAUGAAGUCGAAGAGUCACUACCUGCUACCAAACCCUCCGCAGGACGUUGAUGCAAUGUUGCUUGAGACUAUCGCAUAG